GGCAAAGUCCAUGACCUGCGCGAUGAGCUUGCACUCGAUAAAAAAGAUGGCAAGAGUUCCCGUCGUCGCCAUGCCCUGAAAAAGGUUGUGGCCAACAUGACCAUGGGAAAUGACAUGUCUGCUUUGUUUCCAGAUGUCAUGGCUUGCAUAGGUAUGCCUCAGCUGGAAGUCAAGAAAAUGGUUUAUCUGUAUCUUAUUACCUACGCAAAAAGCAAACCUGACUUGACCGUCAGCGCCAUUGGGUCCCUUACAAGGGACACGGGCGACGACAAUCCACUUAUUCGGGCAUUGGCACUUAGAACAAUGGGCAGCAUACCCGUUGAAGGUGUCGCUGAAAAUCUUUGUGGCCCUUUGCGUAGAUGUUUGUCUGAUAAAGAUCCAUAUGUGUGUAAAACGGCUGCCAUCUGUGUAGCAAAAAUGUUUUUCUUUCGAGAGGAUAUUGUGCGACGUGAGGGAUUCAUAGAUCUGGUCAAAUCGUUGCUCAACCACGAAAAUCCAUCUGUAGUCGCCAAUGCUGUUGCUGCCCUUUCCGAUAUGACAUGCCGUUCUCCUGAUGUUGGGUUUUAUCUUGAAAUUGGCUCUGCAAACAAAAUUCUGUCUGCAAUCGAAGAGUGCAGUGAAUGGGGCCAGACGUACAUUCUUGAAGCUCUCAUGACAGUAGUCCCAGAGAAUUCUCAUGAUGCGGUACUACUUGCAGAUCGAAUUUCUCCUCGUCUUCAGCACUCCAACUCUGCAGUCGUGGUUGCUGCUGCGCGUGUCAUGUUGUAUCUGGUGAACUAUUGUGACAAUGAGGUCGCAGUCAACACUAUUAUCAAAAAGCUUGGUCCACCUCUGGUCACACUUUUACAUAGUACUCCAGAGGUGCAGUAUGUAGCACUGAAAAACAUUCUUCUCAUUCUACAGCGACAACCUGAUUUUUUGAAAGCAGACUUGAAAGUCUUUUUUUGUAAAUACGAUGAUCCAAUAUAUAUCAAACUUGUCAAAUUGGAGAUUUUGUUUUGUUUGACAGACGAAGUCAACAUUAAAAUCGUAUUGCCAGAGUUUAAAGAGUAUGCGGCUGAGAUUGACGUUGAUUUUGUACGCAAGGCAGUUAGAUCUAUUGGUCGCUGUGCCAUUAAAAUUGAACAGUCUUCAGACAAGUGCAUUGAAGCACUAGUUGAGCUCAUCACUACAAAAGUGAAUUAUGUGGUCCAGGAAGCCAUUGUGGUUGUCAAGGAUAUCUUUCGAAAAUAUCCCAAUAGAUAUGAAAGCAUUAUUGGCACACUCUGUGAAAACUUGGAUGAUCUCAAUGAGCCAGAGGCAAAAUCAUCCAUGAUUUGGAUUAUUGGCCAGUAUUCUGAUCGAAUUGAGAAUGCAGACGAGCUUCUUGAACAAUUCCUUGAUAAUUUCAAAGAGGAUACAAGUAUGGUUCAACUUACUCUUCUUACUGCAACCGUAAAGUUAUUUAUUAAACGACCAGGUGCUGGAGUUGAUCUUGUUCCGCGCAUUCUUAAGUUGGUCACAGAGGAAAUAGACAAUCCAGACUUGCGAGACCGCGGGUUUAUUUAUUGGCGGCUGCUAUCGACUGAUCCAGUGGCUGCUAAAGCAAUCAUUUUUUCAGAAAAACCAUCUAUUACUACAGAAAAUGACAGUAUGGACGGGCCGCUUUUAAACAGGCUAUUGUACAAUGUGUUCACACUGUCAUCGCUAACUCACAAGCCUCCC
This is a messenger RNA of Batrachochytrium dendrobatidis JAM81, 1704 nucleotides long. RefSeq lists its product as uncharacterized. Gene Ontology annotation, cellular component: membrane coat. Lineage: Eukaryota; Fungi; Chytridiomycota; Chytridiomycetes; Rhizophydiales. The transcript has 6 exons. The annotation marks the transcript as partial. Gene Ontology annotation, biological process: vesicle-mediated transport; intracellular protein transport. Gene Ontology annotation, molecular function: clathrin binding. The record is from RefSeq and is a predicted model, not a curated record.